UUAAGUUCACUGAAAAUUUUAGUAUGCGUUUCAUUUUCUAUAUAUUAAAUAUUUUAUUAAUGUUACUUGAAAUCAACACGAUAUAUGCGAAAGUUACUUGUAAUAUAGAAAUCUUUUGCACUGGACCAAUCUUACAUACAGUUCAAAUGUCAAAUGUAUUAAAUUCCUCUAAAGAAUUCGUCGACAUGAAAUUAAAAUACCCCGAGGCGACAAUUAAAAGAAACUUUGAAAGCAUUGAUAAAGAAAAUAAAAAGAGUAUCAAAGAUUUUGUGGACAAGAAUUUUGAAAUUGUGAAAAGUGAAUAUUUAGAUGAUAUACCAUCUGAUUGGAGUGAUUCGCCACCAUUUUUGGAAACUAUUAAAAGUGGACAACUAAGAAAUUUAGCAGGAAAAAUUCACAAAAUGUGGAGGAAUCAUUCAAAAAAAAUUAAUCCUCAAGUAAAAAAUUCAAAACAGAGUUACAGUCUUAUUUAUCUGCCAAACCCUGUUAUUUUGCCUGGUGGUAUGUUUCGAGAAUUUUAUUAUUGGGAUACAUAUUGGAUAGUUGUUGGCCUUUUAGUGUCUGGAAUGUUUGAUACUGUCAAAGCAAUGAUGAAAAAUUUUAAAGAACUCAUCGGAACUUAUGGUUACAUUCCAUAUGGAGGCCGCGUUUACUUGACAGCCACUUCAAACCCACCUAUGUUUGUCCCUAUGAUAUAUGAAAUUUUCAAAUAUACCAAGGAUGAACAAUUUCUUGAUGAAUAUUUUCCUAUUAUGGAAAGAGAAUUAAGUUAUUGGGAAGAGAAUAAAUCGAAAGAUGUGCCAAAUUUUGGAAAAAAAUAUUUCCUUUAUAUACUAGAUGAGGAAGUACCCCGACCUCAAGAGUAUGCACACGAUUAUACACAUGCAAAAAACUUCAGUGAAGAAGAUAUGAAAGACUUCUAUUCUGAAAUGUGGUCUGCAACAGAAUCUGGUUGGUGUUUUUCUAGUAGAUGGUAUAUAACAAAAGAUGGCCCAAACAGUGGAACGAAAUUAAAUACAAAAGUUCGUAGUAUAAUUCCCGUAGAUUUAAAUGCUUUCAUGUGUGGAAAUUAUAGAAUAAUUUCAAAAUUAUACGAACAGCGAGGUCUUCCUGUAGAGGCAAAGAAAUUCCGACACAAAUUUUGGAAAAUGAAACGUGCAGUGAAAGAAGCUUUUUGGCAUGAGGAUCUAGGAAUUUGGUUAGAUUAUGAUAUGUUAAACGAUAAAAGAAGAGACUAUUUUUAUGCGUCAAAUUUGUUGCCAUUGUGGGCACGGUGCUACGAAAAAAAUGAAACUGAGACACUUGUGGCUUCUAUACUUAGGUAUUUAAAUAGUUAUAAAAUUACAAACUACAAAGGUGGAGUUCCUGCCAGUCUCUUUGAGAGUGGAGAAGAAUGGGAUUUACCAAAUACUUAUCCUCAUGUAAUGCAUUUGAUAAUAGUCGGAAUGAACAAGACACAUAUUCCAAUUGCAAAACAUUUGGCUUUCGCAAUGGCACGUCAAUGGCUGAAAUAUAGUUUACGAGCAUUUAAUAAAGAUCAGAAAAUGCAUGCAAGGUAUAACGCUGUAAGGCCCGGUCGUAGAGGAACUGGUGCAACAUAUCAUCUAAAAGGAGGAUACGGAUGGACCAAUGGUGCCUUAAUGGAUAUAAUUUUUAAGUAUCGUAAUAUUGAUUUUACAUCGGUAUCUUGCAAAAAAAAUAUUUCCAAAGUUUUUACGUUAAUGGUAGGUGUAUGUGUGUUCUUAGUUAAUAGAUAACUGAAAUAUUUAAUAAAUUAAUCAUUGAAAAGUA
Aethina tumida (small hive beetle) is the source of this 1791-nucleotide messenger RNA. RefSeq names its product trehalase. The record is from RefSeq and is a predicted model, not a curated record. Lineage: Eukaryota; Metazoa; Arthropoda; Insecta; Coleoptera; Nitidulidae. Gene Ontology annotation, biological process: trehalose catabolic process. The transcript has 4 exons. Gene Ontology annotation, molecular function: alpha,alpha-trehalase activity. Bases 24 to 1757 code for a protein of 577 amino acids.